AUGUCCCCAGCCACAGCCACAGCACACGCAAAGGUUCCUUUUGUAGGUGGUGGCGCUUUCAAGGAUCGAGAUCUGGCCAAUAGAGCACUUGAAAGCGAGAAAAGGUUGCGAGAGUUGAUGGGCAUGUUGCUUGAAGCCGUGCUAUCAGGUCCUCUCGAAAAAGAAGAAGUAUCGUCAGCACAAGAGUUUGAAGCUGAUGAUGACGAGGAGUGGGAAGAUGUCGAUGAUGACGAUGAUGACAAGGAAGAUUGGGAGGAUGUCCAUGAUGAGGAUGUAUGGGAAGAUAUCGACGAUGAAGAGGAUGACGAAGAGUUGGAGGAUGUUGAGGAUGAGGAUGGUGGGGAGGAUAUCGAUGAUGACGAUGACUUGGAAGACACCGAGAACGCUGAAUCUGCGUUACUAAUGAAGGUGGAGAAUCUACUUGUAAAGUGGUAUCACAAGGACAAUGUAACAGCACUUGUCAAGACCUUGAUCGAAUCUGCUCAGGCGUCGUAUGCCGAGCAGGAGGAGUUUUGCAAGGAUAGGCGCAUAGUUCAGGAGUGGUUCGGAGGUAUAGAUAAGUGA
Messenger RNA from Alternaria triticimaculans, 564 nucleotides. RefSeq lists its product as uncharacterized. The record is from RefSeq and is a predicted model, not a curated record. The coding region runs from base 1 to 564 and encodes 187 amino acids. NCBI's taxonomy places the organism in Eukaryota, Fungi, Ascomycota, Dothideomycetes, Pleosporales, Pleosporaceae. The transcript is spliced from 2 exons.